Penicillium soppii is the source of this 543-nucleotide messenger RNA. RefSeq lists its product as uncharacterized. The transcript has 2 exons. Lineage: Eukaryota; Fungi; Ascomycota; Eurotiomycetes; Eurotiales; Aspergillaceae. The record is from RefSeq and is a predicted model, not a curated record. The coding region runs from base 1 to 543 and encodes 180 amino acids.
AUGUCGCAUAUCAUCUCAAGACCAUGGCAUUCCGUAUUAGUGCUAGCACUGCUAGCAACUUCCGCAGUCCACGGCCAGCCCAUUCGCCAAGAAAAGGGCGAAGCAACCGAAAUUGAAACCCGAUCACCACGCCUGAUCCCUGACACAGAGAAAUACGUCCAUGAAGUCUUCCAAGGUUUGGGACUGGCAGACCCCUCGCCCUCCAGUAGACCAACAGCAAGCGUGGAGGCCAAACACGGGCAAGCCGAAAACAUGAAAGCAACACCAACAACCCACAUCACAUAUGAGAGCUCGAUAAGCUACACACCCACCUAUGGUAGUAAUGGCGCCGGUUUUACGCAUACCGUCAAGCACCAGGCGAGUAGCGACAAACCCAUUGCGAAUGUCCAGAUUGGGCAGGGCUGGGAUAAGAAUCGGAAACUUACCUCUGAGGACUUGCCAAUCUUGUUUGAUGCGGUUUAUCGGGAGUUGAAGCAUCGGGUUGGGAAUGCAAUUGAUAGUUCGGAUGAGAUUGGUUUGGAUGAGUUUAUGAAUGGAUUGUAA